UUGAAGUAAACAAACAUGGCGUCGCCCGUCAGCGGCGCGGCGCUUGUGACUGUUCUUGCGCUGAUUGCGUCGCUUGCUGCGCUGUUUUCAGGCGUGUCUGCGCCACUCGUGUGUGUCACGCUGGUAACCGCGCUGCUGCCGCUGCUGUUGACGCUGUGGCUGCGCUGUUUGCGGCGGCGGGACAGCGGGACAGAGCGGCGGGUGUGUGUGCUGGUGCUCGGGGACGUCGGCCGCAGUCCGCGGAUGCAGUAUCACGCGCUGUCCCUCAGUAAACACGGAUUUAAUGUGACCUUCGUCGGGUUUGUCGACUCCAAACCUCACCAGGACGUGCUGAGAGAGGAAAGAAUCAGGAUUGUCCCCAUAACAGAGGUGAAAAGUGUUGGAGUGGGACCAAAGCUGCUCACGUAUGUGACCAAGGUGACGGUCCAGUGUCUGCAGCUUCUGUCUGUGCUGCUGAGGAUGGAGCUCCAGUCUCAUGUUCUGCUGCAGAAUCCUCCUGGUCUGCCCAGUAUCGCAGUGGCCUGGUUCGUGUGCGUCCUGCGCGGCAGCAGAUUCAUCAUCGACUGGCACAACUACGGCUACACCAUCAUGGCCCUGAGUCACGGCUGGAGACACCCAGUGGUCCGGCUGGCCAAGUGGUACGAGCACUUCUUUGGUCCUCUGGCUGCUCACCACCUGUGUGUCACCACCGCCAUGAAGGACGACCUGCAGAGAAACUGGGGCAUCAAGGCGACGACGGUGUACGACAGACCGGCCUCCAUCUUCAGAGAGACUCCGGUGAAGCUGCAGCACGAGCUCUUCAUGAGACUCGCCCACAUUUACCCUCAGUUCCAGCACAGAGGGUGUGACGAUGAUGCGGAGGCGGAGAAGACAAUCUUCUCUGUGCGUGACCUCACUGAUGACUCGGUGACGUUGAGGGCGGAGCGACCGGCGCUGCUGCUCAGCAGCACCAGCUGGACCGAGGAUGAGGACUUCUCCAUUCUGCUGAGUGCUCUCGAAGAUUACGAAGGUUUGGUCAGUGGAGGAGCUUCUCUGCCGUCGUUGGUUUGUGUCAUCACAGGUAAAGGUCCUCAGAAGGAACACUACAGGAAGCUGAUCGACGCUCUGCAUUUCCAGCACGUGAAGAUCUGCACUCCUUGGCUGGAGCCGGAGGAUUAUCCUCUUUUAUUAGGGGCAGCAGAUCUGGGCGUUUGUCUCCACAAGUCGUCCAGCGGCCUGGACCUGCCCAUGAAGGUGGUGGACAUGUUCGGCUGCUGUCUGCCUGUCUGUGCCGUCCACUUCCACUGUUUACAUGAGCUGGUCAAGCACGAGGAGAACGGCCUGAUCUUCGCAGACUCUCAGGAGCUCGCUGAGCAGCUCAAGUCUCUGCUGUCGGAGUUUCCCGCUUCAACAGGACGACUGGGUUUGUUCAGGAGGAACCUCCGCACCAGCAGGGGGCGCUGCUGGGAUGACAACUGGGACCAGAACGUCCUGCCUCUCAUCACCGCCACUUCCAGAUAAACAAACGAUGCGAAGGUCCACGAACUGAGACGGUCUGAUCCAGAUCAUGUUAUCCAUGACGAUGGAUUAUGUUUUGUAUAAAAGAGACUUGGACGUGACGUACGUGUGUAAAUAAAACAUUUAUUGUGCGACA
Solea solea (common sole) is the source of this 1633-nucleotide messenger RNA. RefSeq names its product ALG1 chitobiosyldiphosphodolichol beta-mannosyltransferase (gene alg1). The transcript is spliced from 13 exons. NCBI's taxonomy places the organism in Eukaryota, Metazoa, Chordata, Actinopteri, Pleuronectiformes, Soleidae. The record is from RefSeq and is a predicted model, not a curated record. Gene Ontology annotation, molecular function: mannosyltransferase activity. The coding region runs from base 16 to 1500 and encodes 494 amino acids. Gene Ontology annotation, cellular component: endoplasmic reticulum.